AUGUCUAACAUACCAGAAAAUCCAGUAAUUAUUGUUGGUGGUGGGCUUGCAGGUUUAUCAGCAGCUCACCAAGCAUACUUAAGAGGGGCCAAUAUUAUUUUGCUUGAUAAACAGGGGUUUUUGAGUGGUAAUAGUGGUAAAGCAACCUCUGGGAUUAAUGGAUCAUUAACGAGAACACAAAUUAACUUGUCAAUUAAGGAUUCUGUUGAACAAUUCUAUGAGGACACCUUAAAGACUGCCAAAGAUAGGGCUAACCCCGAUUUGAUCAAGGUUUUGACUUAUAAUUCGGCAGAUGCUGUACAUUGGUUACAAGAAGUAUUUGGCUUGGACUUAUCUGUGGUAUCGAGAUUAGGGGGUCAUUCACAGCCUAGGACACAUAGAGGAAAGGAUGCAAAGUUUCCGGGAAUGGCAAUCACCUAUAAGCUUUUGGAGCAUUUAGAAAACUUGUCUGAAAGUGAGCCCCACAGAGUCAUGAUUUUGAAGAAAAGUCAAGUUAUCGAUUUGAUCAAACUGGAUGACGAUGAAUUCAAGAUUGUUGGUGUUAAAUAUAAGGACUUAACUGACAAGCUGAAACAUGAGUUGUUGGGGCCAGUUAUUAUGGCUACCGGUGGUUAUGCAGCAGAUUUCACUAAGAAUUCAUUAUUGAGAAAAUAUAGACCAGACAUCAUUGAUUUACCAUCCACCAAUGGUAACCAUGCUACAGGUGAUGGUCAAAAGAUUGUUAUGAAAAACAAGGGUAUUGGUAUCGAUAUGGAUAAAGUCCAGGUGCAUCCAACUGGGUUAAUCGAUUUAAAUGACAAGGACGUCAUAAAUGGUAAGACUGCACCAAGGUUCUUGUUCUUGGGAGCAGAAGCUUUAAGAGGUGAGGGUGGUAUUAUCUUGAAUAAUAAGGGUGAAAGAUUUGUGGAUGAAUUAGGAACAAGAGACUAUGUGAGCGGUGAGAUGGAAAAACAAAUCAAGGCAGGUAAUGGUCCAUUAAGAUUAGUUUUAAGUACCAAGAGUGAAAAGAAUUUGCUGUUCCAUAUCAAACAUUAUACUCAAAGAAAUCUUAUGAAAACUAUUAGUGGUGACGAAUUGAUAAAAGAAAUGGGAUGCAGUAAAGAGACAGUAGACAAGCAAUUCGAGAAGUAUAAUAAAGCUGCUUCUGGUGAAACUGAGGAUGAAUUUGGAAAGCAAUACUUUCCAAACACUCCAUUUGAAUUUACCACUGAUAGUAAAUACCAUGUGUCGUUUAUCACAAGAGUAUUACAUUUUACUAUGGGAGGAGUUAAGAUCAACGAUAAGACUCAAGUAUUGUAUGAUGAUAAUGAACCAUUCAACGGGUUAUAUGCAUGUGGUGAAGUUGCUGGUGGUGUCCACGGACAUAACAGAUUGGGAGGUUCAUCUUUGUUAGCUUGUGUUGUUUAUGGUAGAGUUGCAGCCGAUCAAGCUUCUGGCCAUCUCUUACAAAGAUUAGCAGCAGCUAGUAAUGUAGCUAGUAAUGACACUGGUAAUGCUGCUCAAGAGAGUAAUGGAAGCGGAGCAGUUAGUAGAUUACAGCAAAUCAAUUUCCAUAUUGAUCCGAAUCAUCCUCAACAGAUUACAAUUGACUGGCUGGAUAGUAAACAGGACCAGGUAUCAAAGGCUGAACAGCUGUCGCAACAUAAUCAGCAGCAGCAACAACAACCGCAGAAUCAACCUGAACCUCAGAAGCAACAAGAGCAAUCGAAAGAAAAGAAGGAUAAUACUGGACCAUUCGAAAUUCCUUCAAAAGAAUUCACAGCUGAAGAAGUUGCUAAGCACAACAAGAAAGAAGACUGUUGGUGCAUUGUAAAGAAUGUUGUAUUAGAUUUGACACCAUUUUUAAAGGAUCAUCCAGGUGGUGAACAAUCCAUUUUGAACUUUGCGGGUAAAGAUGCUACUGAAAGUUUCGAUAUGCUUCACGAAGACAAUGUUGUUGUUAGAUACGCCAAGAGCUGUGUUUUAGGUAGACUUAAGGGUAAAACACCAGAGCUUGACAUUUAG
This is a messenger RNA of Debaryomyces tyrocola, 2004 nucleotides long. NCBI's taxonomy places the organism in Eukaryota, Fungi, Ascomycota, Pichiomycetes, Serinales, Debaryomycetaceae. The record is from the annotation of a GenBank genome assembly.